This is a messenger RNA of Folsomia candida, 3199 nucleotides long. Its product is annotated as calcium-dependent protein kinase 2. The record is from RefSeq and is a predicted model, not a curated record. Gene Ontology annotation, biological process: protein phosphorylation. NCBI's taxonomy places the organism in Eukaryota, Metazoa, Arthropoda, Collembola, Entomobryomorpha, Isotomidae. Bases 56 to 1972 code for a protein of 638 amino acids. Gene Ontology annotation, molecular function: protein kinase activity; ATP binding. The transcript is spliced from 2 exons.
AACCUCGCCCAAUACUCCAGUUUUUAUUGCAUAAUCUUCAACAAAAAAUAUUACCAUGGCUGCAAAAUAUCCAGAAACUACUGACCUGCCAGUCCCAGACCUAUCAACCCUUACGCUAGAUAAUUCACCGCCCUCUGAUUUCAUUGACAAGAUAACAAAGCUUGAAUAUUGCCUUGGUCAUGGUGCUUUUGGUGUCGUUCUUAAGGCCAAAAUCUCCUCAACAUUCUACGCCGUGAAAUUCCUCCUUCCCAACCAAAUUCUUCCCGAAGAAAAGGCACGUCGGGAGUUCGAAAUUCCGCUCACCCUAAGAAAACAUGAUAAAGUCGUACAGAUUCACAAAUUCGUAGAAGAGAAGGUCCUGUCGCACUCCCAAGUGGAACAGAUUAUCCAAUUAUCGGACCCCACCAUUGAAGCUAGAUACAAAAUUGAACAACGUAAAGGGGCGCCCGUGAAAUGGACUUGCAUUCAAAUGGAGCUCUGUGGACGAAGUUUACGAGAUUGGCUGAACGAAUUCAAACCAUCAAACGACUCGAUUUAUACCCACAUGAAGCAAGCCGUCAUCGUCAAAAACCUACUGAAAGGGCUCAAUUUUUUGCAUAGUAAUCAAAUUAUUCAUCGCGACCUCAAACCAGAAAACAUUAUGUUCUCUUCGCUCGAGUAUGGUCUUCCCGUUAAAAUUGGAGAUUUUGGCCUCGCUAGAUGGAUCCUCCCAGAAGAUGGCAGCAUGUUUACGAGCAAUACCGGAACAAGAUUGUAUAUGGCACCGGAAGUGCUGGAUGGAAAGUACUCAUACCAGGCCGACGUUUACUCCUUGGGAUUAGUUGUAUGGGAAACAACGGGAUUAAUCCCGUCACAUAAAAGAGCUGGUAUGUUCGAGAAACUGGUAAAUGAUAGAAAUGAAAAAUUAGUUGAGAAUCAUCCCCUCCUUGGCCCAUGGUUAAAAAUAUUAAUUAUAUCCUGCACCAAAAGGAACCCAAUCGACAGGUUAACAAGUAUGACUUCAGCCUCCGAACUACUGAAUAUAAAGAAAAUAAAAAUUCGCCCACAAGAAAUCGUUGCUAGAACAAGUGAAGAGUUACAAUUAUGUCUCAAAUUUGUUUCAAGUGGAUGCACCAUCCGAUUGGUAGAGACAACCUAUUUCGGUGGCAUUUACCUGAGGAUGGACAACGUGAAUAUUAUUGGUCAAGGAUCAAACACCGUUAUUGAUUUACGUACCCCAAGACGCAUCUGCAUAUAUGCAAGUCAUUGUACCCUUUCAAAUAUGAAAGUCGCUUGUCAUGGAAAAGGAUCGAGUAGGAAUAUAUUUGUACACUCACAUAAUAAAAUACAUGACCUUAUAGCUACACUUGCCGCGUCUCACAAUGACGACGUCUCAGAAGGAGAAUCCGACCGUUAUGGAAUUAUUGUGCACGGUGAUAAUAAUAUGUUGCAACGCGUAACGAUUGACAACACGACGUCGAAGUUCUUUGUAAUUUAUGGCGAUUGCCAACCAAACUUGGACUUUUCUGAUUUGUAUGUCACGAAAGGACACGUUCUAAUAUACUUUAUCGGCGACAAUAGUUCCCUUAAGCGUAUUGGCCAGUCGGAUCUGGUAGAUAAUCCCCUUCAAAUUAAAUCGUUACGUCCAGAGUCGCGAAACGAACUAUUUAAUCGUGGAGAUGUUCCCCCAAAAUUGGACAUAGUUGUUGAAGGAUUAAAUUGUAAUCUGGAAGAAAUUAAAUGCAAUAAUGUCCUCGUUAUGGUAAGCAAUGUGUCACUUCACAAUGUGCAGUGCUCAGGUGCGAUUGCAAUUGUAGACAGACUUGAAGGAAUUGCAUUGAAGAAAUGUCGAGCAAAAUGGCUUGAAACAGAUUCAACAGUAUCCAUCACAGAUUGCAAGCUCGGCGCCGUAUCGAACUCUACCAUGCACUGGGAAAUACUUUUAAAAUUUUACCUAAGAAAGCUUUACCCUUAUCUUGAAGAUUUAAUGUGAUAAACAGAUGUACAUGGGAUUAUUAAGGUACACAUUUAAGUAAAAUUAUCUGGCUGGGGUCUUUACAAUCACAAUAUUAUUGUAAACAAAAAAUCUGAUUUGUUCGCAAAUUUGUAUAUAUAUAUUACCUGAUGAAUUUAUAAAUUAAUGUAUUCUCAAUUCUUUUGUCGUAAACUAUAUGACGAUUUCCAUCAGCUAUCGCCGGUAAAAAACAUAUCAUUUUAUCUUCAGGUGUUUUAGCUCAAAAACAUGUUCAGCGGGACUGAACUAUUCGAUUUAGUUGGUUUUUAAAAUUUGCAUGACCACCUCCACGUAAUGGCAUAGGCGACAGCUGUAAAUAAAUAGGGGGUCGUCCCAGACCCCAUAAAGUAUAUAUAUUCUGAAUCCUCCCGCCACGACCUUUCCAAUGAUACCCCACUUAUGGGGUUAUGUGAGACUUGACCUGUUGACCUUUUGAAAAAUUUGUUGACCUUGGAAAAAAAUUAAAAAUUCUUAAAGUACCUGAUAAUACAAAUUAUUCGGAUCAGUUUUCACCACAUAUGAAGAAAAUCUAUCCAGGAUUGUUGAAAUGCGAGCUAUUUAAAGAAUGGUAAUGGAGGAGCCAAAUUUGUAACUUGACCUCAUGUUAGUUUCAGGUCAUGCAGUAUGGGUAGGGCUUAGCGCUUCCGUUUUAUCCUAAAGCAUGGCCGGAGGAUUGUGCAUGCGAAGUUUGACCGCUGUGGGCCUUGUGGUUGCUUCACAAUGGAGGGAGAAAGUUGACAAAUAUUGACAAAAAAAGUACGGCUGUCGCCUAUGCCAUUACGUGGAGGUGGUCAUGCAAAUUUUAAAAACUAACUAAAUCGAAUAGUUCAGACCCGCUGAACAUGUUUUUGAGCUAAAACACCUGAAAAUAAAAUAAGAUGCUUUUUACUGGCGAUAGCUGAUGGAAACCGUCAUAUUCAACAUCCACAAUAACGUGACCCUGAUAAAGAGUAAAGUUUACCCUGGAUUUAGUAAUUUGCUUAAUACAUAUGGAAUUCAGACUGAAGUUACUCUAGAAAGGGGAACAUAAUUUUUUAGUCGUCUACAGUUUUUCCAAUCAUAAUUACAUAUUCACAAAUUGUUCCCAUUUCACUACACUACAAACUGCAAAUAACAUGUAAAAGUAUUAAGUUAAGUAUAUUUACAUAUGCUUAUGUCAAAAAUCUGAUAAUUAAGUGAGAUAAAUAUAUUCACCAAUGGCUCUCA